GGGGUUACUUUCUGUAUGCGUUGCGAAUUGCGAAGUCUCGGAAGCAUCGAGCUCUCGCGAGAUGUGGCGCGCAAUACAUAUAUUACCCACAAUGCCUUACUCUUCCUUUCUCUGUUCCUGACCACCAUGCCUAAAGGGAAGAAGGCUAAGGGGAAGAAGGUGGCUCCGGCCCCUUCUGUUGUAAAGAAGGCUGAAGCCAAGAAGGUGGUAAACCCCCUCUUUGAGAAGCGGCCUAAGAACUAUGGCAUCGGUCAGGAUAUUCAGCCCAAGAGGGAUCUGACCCGAUUUGUCAAAUGGCCCCGUUAUAUUCGCCUCCAGCGCCAAAGGGCCAUUCUAUACAAACGCCUGAAGGUCCCACCUGCAAUCAACCAGUUCACCCAGGCUCUGGACCGUCAGACAGCCACUCAGCUGUUCAAGCUGGCUCACAAAUACAGACCUGAAACCAAGCAGGAGAAGAAGAAAAGGUUGCUGGCCCGUGCGGAGCAGAAAGCUGCCGGCAAAGGGGAUGUUCCUACAAAGAGACCCCCGGUCGUCAGAGCAGGUGUCAACACAGUCACUACACUGGUAGAAAACAAGAAGGCACAGCUUGUGGUGAUCGCUCACGAUGUGGAUCCUAUCGAGCUGGUUGUGUUCCUGCCUGCGCUCUGCCGUAAGAUGGGUGUCCCCUACUGCAUUGUAAAGGGCAAGGCCAGACUGGGGCGUCUGGUGCACAGGAAGACCUGCACAAGCGUUGCCUUUACACAGGUUAACCCUGAGGACAAGGGCGCACUCGCCAAGCUGGUGGAAGCCGUCAAGACCAAUUACAACGACAGAUAUGAUGAGAUCCGUCGUCACUGGGGCGGUGGUAUCCUGGGUCCCAAAUCUGUUGCAAGAAUUGCCAAGCUGGAGAAAGCAAAAGCUAAAGAGCUGGCCACCAAGCUGGGCUAACUGUACUGUGCGUUGUGUUCUGUACAUAAAAAAUAAAAAUCUAAAAGUCCUGA
Messenger RNA from Bombina bombina (fire-bellied toad), 980 nucleotides. RefSeq names its product ribosomal protein L7a (gene RPL7A). The record is from RefSeq and is a predicted model, not a curated record. Gene Ontology annotation, cellular component: ribonucleoprotein complex. NCBI's taxonomy places the organism in Eukaryota, Metazoa, Chordata, Amphibia, Anura, Bombinatoridae. The coding region runs from base 16 to 927 and encodes 303 amino acids. The transcript is spliced from 8 exons. Gene Ontology annotation, biological process: ribosome biogenesis.